Vigna unguiculata (cowpea) is the source of this 1721-nucleotide messenger RNA. RefSeq names its product serine/threonine/tyrosine-protein kinase HT1-like. NCBI's taxonomy places the organism in Eukaryota, Viridiplantae, Streptophyta, Magnoliopsida, Fabales, Fabaceae. The record is from RefSeq and is a predicted model, not a curated record. Gene Ontology annotation, biological process: protein phosphorylation. Gene Ontology annotation, molecular function: ATP binding; protein serine/threonine kinase activity.
UACUUUCUCUUCUUUUUUUUUUUUUUUUCAUUCAACAUAAUUUUUUGUGUGAAUUUUUAAUUUUUAUUUGAUGGGUUUCUUUGGAUGAACUUCAAACGCUGGCCAGCUUCUCAUUGAAGCAAAGGUUUGAAAGAGGGGGAACGUGCUACAUGGGUGAACACAACCUAUGAGAAAGAUUCGGUUUUUACUAUUUUUUUGAGGUGGGGUGGCAGUGGAUCAUUGAGCUGUUAGAGGAAUUCUGUUUAUUUAUAUUUUCCAUUUACUUUGGAGGUGUGUUUAUGUUGGAACGAUGAUUCAGGGGAGGUGGGUUUGUUGUUGGAUUUAAAGAGUCUUUAUUUCUAAUUCUUGGUAUGUAUUGAAAUGAGGGACUUGGUUAUAGUUUAAGGUUGCAGCAUGAGUUGCAGAGAAAGGAAGAAAGGGGAAAGAGAAGAGAAGGAAUAUGAGAACAGUUCUGUUGGAUUGAAAUCAAAAUCAGUGAGGCAAAGCAUUGGUUCAAUAGAAGAUGAACCGCUAACAAUUGAUGAAAGUCUUCUGAUUGACCCCAAGCUAUUGUUUAUUGGGUCAAAAAUUGGCGAGGGAGCUCAUGGGAGAGUUUAUGAAGGAAGGUACAGAGAACGGAUUGUUGCUAUCAAAGUUCUGCAUCGUGGGAGCACUUUAGAAGAAAGAGUUUCAUUGGAGAAUCGUUUUGCUCGGGAAGUUAAUAUGAUGUCUCGUGUCCACCAUGAGAAUCUUGUUAAGUUUAUUGGAGCUUGUAAAGAUCCUCUGAUGGUGAUUGUUACAGAGAUGUUACCUGGGUUGUCACUGCGAAGAUAUCUGAUCGCCAUACGCCCUAAACAAUUAGAGCUUUAUGUGGCUAUAAAGUUUGCUCUUGAUAUUGCUCUGGCCAUGGAUUGGUUACAUGCCAAUGGAAUCAUACAUAGAGAUCUGAAGCCUGACAAUCUGCUGCUCACGGAAAACCAGAAGUCAGUUAAACUUGCUGAUUUUGGCUUGGCAAGAGAAGAAUCUGUGACUGAAAUGAUGACUGCAGAAACUGGAACUUACCGUUGGAUGGCGCCUGAGUUGUACAGUACAGUGACAUUGCGUCAAGGGGAGAAAAAGCAUUACAACAAUAAGGUUGAUGUCUACAGCUUUGGAAUUGUUUUGUGGGAGCUACUAACAAAUCGCAUGCCUUUUGAAGGAAUGUCCAAUUUACAGGCUGCUUAUGCUGCUGCAUUUAAGCAAGAGAGGCCUAACCUUCCUGAAGACAUAUCUCCUGAUCUUGCCUUCGUAAUUCAAUCAUGCUGGGUUGAAGAUCCUAACAUGAGACCAAGCUUCAGUCAGAUUAUCCGGAUGCUCAAUAAGUUCAUCCUCACUCUCCAACCACCACCAUUUUCAGCACAAGCACAACCUGAAGUGGACGACGAACCCGAGGCCGUGACAAGUAAUGGCACCAUAACUGACUUUUCUACGCGAAAUAAAGUUAAGUUUUCUUUUAUUCGCCACCUUUUUUCUUCAAAGAGAACCAAAAGCUGAUAGUAUGAGUUGUAAAUUUGGAGAACCCUCCUUUUGCUGUAGAUAAAAGAGUUCUUCUCACAGUACUUUAUACAGUUUAAUGCAUUUACAAGUAAUUAUAUCUAGGGUGACAACUACAGGGAUGUAACAUGUCCAACAGAAGUGUAGAAUAUGAUGAUAAACUUUUGAAAGAGUAAGGAAAAAUAAAGGUUUGUUUAUAUUAUGCAGUU